UGGUCGCGUGGGACGGUUCCAGUCGAUCGUUGACAAGUGUCUUGAGUGGACUGCCGAUAAGUUGUCUUGGCAUUACUGGAAGACUCGACCUCCUGUGAUGGACCUCAGCGUUCGGUCGCUGGCCAGCAAGGCGGCUUUCCUUCUGGUUGCGACGCCCUUCCUGAGCCUGGUGGACGCCAUGCCUGGAGUGUACUUCACCUCUGAUUUGCUUUCCAACAAAUGGAUUCCCGAUCCUAUGAAAACCAUCAUGAUAGUUGAUAGGGAGGACUGUGAGACGCAGUGCGUCAGACAUCCCCUUUGCACUGGCUACGCGGUGUCGACCUUCGAGAGAAAAUGUCGGCUGUAUCAGAUCGAGCGAGGUUUGGCGCCAGUCAAGAACAAUGGGUACAAGCUCUACAUCAAGAUGAAAACGGAGGAGCAAGGCUAUUACGUGUAUGGAACCCAAUACGUUCGCUUGAUGCACACUCGCCUGAACUAUUUCGAUGCUAAUAAAGAAUGCAAAAAGGAGAACGGGAAACUCGUAGCUGUUAGGGACCAGAAAAUGAAUGAUCUCCUGUUUGAGCUCCUUAAUAAGUUUGCUGUAUGGGAAGCCCUGAUCGGCCUCAACGACAUGGAAAAGGAAGGAGAAUGGCACUAUGCUGAUAAUACUCCGGCCUCUUACCAGAACUGGGAUUGGAAUGGCUGGUGGGAAAGGUCUGACAGGAACUGCGCCGUAGUCACCAUCAAUGAUACUGGCCCUUGGCGCCACGUCAAUUGCUGGAGCAAAUUUUAUUUCUUUUGUGAGAUUCCUAUGUUCCUUUAAAUAAUUACCAGUCUCCCUUUUUUUUUUCCCCCC
Penaeus monodon (black tiger shrimp) is the source of this 835-nucleotide messenger RNA. Its product is annotated as collectin-10-like. The coding region runs from base 98 to 802 and encodes 234 amino acids. The transcript has 6 exons. NCBI's taxonomy places the organism in Eukaryota, Metazoa, Arthropoda, Malacostraca, Decapoda, Penaeidae. The record is from RefSeq and is a predicted model, not a curated record.